AUGGCGCCGGCACCGUCCUCCUCCAGGAUCCUCCCCCUACGCCCCGCCGUCCAGUACUUCCUCCUCCUCCUCUUGUCCAUGCAGGUCGCCGCGGCCGCCGCGGCCAUGGACCCCGCCGAGCGGGAGACGCUGCUCCGCGUCAUGGAGUCCCUCUCCGCUGACCGCGACUGGCGCGAGGCCGCCGGCGACGACCCCUGCGCCUCGCCGUGGCCGGGGCUCGAGUGCAGGCCCGGGACCACUACUCCCGGCGCCAACAACGGCAGCGGCGCGGCGCGGAUGCACGUCGCGCGCCUCGACUUCGGGGUGCCACCGAACCCGACGUGCAAGGACACGGCCACGUUCCCUCUCGCCGCGUUCGCGCUGCCGGAGCUCCGGGCGCUGUUCCUCGUCGGCUGCUUCAAGAACCCCGACGCCGUGGCCGCCUUCGCGCUGCCGCCGGCGUCCAACCUCUCGUCGUCGCGCCUGCAGCAGCUCAGCGUCCGCGCCAACCCGUCGCUGUCCGGCACGCUGCCGCCGCAGCUGGCCAGCCUGCGGUCGCUGCAGGUGCUCACCGUGUCGCAGAACGCGCUAGUCCGGGGCGCCGUCCCGCGGGGCAUCGGCGCGCUCGCGGGCCUCGUGCACCUCGACCUCAGCUACAACUCCCUCACGGGACCGAUCCCGAGCGCGCUCGGCGACCUGCGCGGCCUCGUCGGCCUCGACCUUAGCUACAACUCCUUCUCUGGCCCCAUCCCGAGCCGCCUCGGCGACCUCGCCCAGCUGCAGAAGCUGGACCUCAGCUCCAACAACCUCACCGGCGGCGUCCAGGCCGCGCUCACCCGCCUCAAGGCGCUCACCUUCCUCGCGCUCAGCAACAACGGGCUCCGCGGCCGCCUCCCCGCGGGACUCUCCGGCCUCCGCGACCUGCAGUACCUGAUCAUGGAGAACAACCCGAUGGGCGUCCCGCUGCCGCCCGAGCUGGGCAACAUCGCGCGGCUGCAGGAGCUCCGGCUUGCCAACUCCGGCUACUCGGGCUCCAUACCGGACACGUUCGGCCUCCUGUCCAGCCUCACCACGUUGUCGCUGGAGAACAACAACCUCACCGGGCGGAUCCCCGCGGGGCUCAGCCGGCUGAAGCGCAUGUACCACCUCAACCUCAGCAAGAACGGGCUGGACGGCGUCGUCCCGUUCGACGGCGCGUUCCUCAGGCAGCUCGGCCGGAACCUGGACCUGAGCGGCAACCCGGGCCUGUGCGUCGCCGACCGGGCCGUCGUGCCGGACGUGGGCGUCGGAGUCUGCGGCGACGACGUCGCCUGCGAAACGUCCGCCGCCGCGGAGAGCUUGGUCGUCGGGAGAGUGGUCAGGGGAGAGGUGACGAGGGGUCGCUGGCCAGCCGGGCUGCUCAGGCCCGCCGUUGUAGCGCUGUGCAGCUGCCUUCUGCUCUGA
Molecule: messenger RNA, 1422 nt
Organism: Miscanthus lutarioriparius
Lineage: Eukaryota; Viridiplantae; Streptophyta; Magnoliopsida; Poales; Poaceae
Source: the annotation of a GenBank genome assembly